UUGAAGAUGUUUUUAUCGACUCCGGGAGCUUUAAUCUCCUCAAUAAAAUGAUUUUAGUAAUGCGAGUGGAAUAAGAAAAUCUUUUAUAAAAUAAGUACUGCAAAUGCUACGAAAUAUUUAACAUUCUAGUGAUCAAUAAAUUUUGUUUGUGUUGUUGUUUGAUUAGAAAGUCUGUUUUUUAUCUAAAUAUUUAUUAGAAUAUUGAACUUGUAGCAAUUUGCUACACAGAUAUGUAGCAACAUUAAUUAAUGACAUGCAAAUAUUAAUUUUUACAGUGAAAUGUGAAAUUAUUAAAAAUAAAGUCAAAAGAUGAAACAAAAUUAAUGAAUCAAGAAAAUGACAAUUAAAAUGCAGUAACAAUGUCGGGUGGUAACUCAUCCAAGAAUAAGCGCUCCUCCAAACGUCAGGAAGGAUGGGAGGAGGCUGGCGGGGAGUUCUACCAGGAACUGUACCCUGGUCAGGAGCAGGAUCUGAUCGAGAACCUGCACAGAGCUGAUGCUACUAAAUUGGCGACGCUGUUGCCCUCCAAACAGGCCAGGAAUACCACAACAGUGAAGCGCGUGCGAUCCCAGAAUGAAAGGAGACAGUCGACGUACGCUCGUACCACGCAGAGUCGUGAUAUACACCUGUCCAUGUUGCCCGAUCUAUCCGAAAAUCUGUCGAACGAAGAACGGACGUGGGAUGAAAUCAUGCAAAUAAAAGCAAUGCCAGUCCCAAUGAUGGAGAAGCGGGAGAUGAAGGCGAGACUUCAGAACGCAACAAAACUCCGUCUGCAAGGUCUGGAACACCUGCAUUGGAAGCAGAGGAAGGUGUGGCAUCGCUUCCGCAUACGAUUCGGUGAGAUCAUCGGCAAACUGGAGCUGUGGCAGUCUGCGAUGCGGAAGAUCGAGGGUAACUUCGGCACUGGAGUCGUCUCCUAUUUCCUGUUUAUCAGGUGGCUUCUUUUCCUCAACAUCUUCGUGUCUAUAGUAGUUAUUCUAUUUACUAUCUUGCCAACAGUAUUGCUAAACGAAGAACAAGAUAAUUGUAAAGAUACCGACAAGAACUCAACCGUGUGCUGCUCAAAAGCGUAUCUAGAUAGAAAUUCUACGGACUCCAGUGUGAUACUUGAUGUUAUACAAGGCACAGGGUGGAUGGAACGCACUAUACUAUUCUACGGUGUUUAUAGCAACCAAAUAUAUAAUUAUAGUCUAUGGGAUACAUUAUUCUACUACAAUAUGCCGCUAGCGUACAUACUAGUUCCUAUAUCGUGGGCAUUGUUCUGUCUCAUUUCUGUAGUCAGGUCAGCUGCGAAAGGACUCAAAGAAAAGCUGGUGGAAAGCGAAGGUCAGUUCUACAAGUUUUGUAAUUUGAUGUUCGGUGGCUGGGAUUUUUGUAUCCAUAAUGAGAAGUCAGCUAAAAUUAAACACAAAGCACUGUUCAACGAAAUAAAAGGAUCUCUGCAGGAGCAAAGGUUUAUAGAAGAAAGACAGUUACGUUCAAAAGAGAACCGAAUCUUAAUACAUUUUAAACGAUUGUUUGUCCAUAUUAUUGUUUCUAUUAUAUUAGGCGCGUCCGGAUAUCUCAUUUAUAAGGUAUAUAAUUAUUCACUAGACCAGUUGAAUGAUAUGGCGUCACAAAGUGACUAUGCCAUGUCACCGAAUCGAACUGCACAAAGGCUAAGUUUCACCCAAUUGAGUUUAGACAAAAGCGAAACCCUGCGUAAAUACAAAGAGAGUUUCGUUGGACAAUUACGUGUUACUCUCCUAGAAUUCCUACCGUUUCUCUGUAUAGUUGUAUUAAAUAUAAUUGUCCCGGAAAUCUUCAGUUAUUUAGUCAAAUUUGAAUAUUACACCCCAGCUACUGUCCUCAUCGCGACGUUAUUGAGGACUGUUAUUUUAAGGUUGUCAUCAUUAUUUGUUCUGCUAAGUCAAAUAUAUAUGUACACUAGAGAAAAUGUGUUCUGUUCUUAUAAUAUGAAGGACCAAAUCGGUCACGAAUGCUGGGAGACUUACGUAGGUCAGCAACUCUACAAAUUGACACUAACAGAUUUAGUCGUUCAAUUCAUUAUUACAUUCCUAAUAAAUUUUCCCAGAGCGUUCUUAGCCCGCCACACCAGGAAUCGAUUCUUCAAACUAAUCGGCGAACAAGAGUUCUACUUGCCCAAGCAUGUUUUAGACAUUGUAUAUAUACAAACAAUUAUAUGGAUGGGCUCGUUCUCCUGUCCGUUCCUACCAAUUAUAGGGGCUAUAUUUUACAUCCUAAUAUUUUAUAUCAAAAUGUUUACAUGCUUAACUAAUUGUACGCCCUCUCCUGUAGUAUACAGAGCGUCGAAAUCUAAAUCUCUAUUUAUGUACGUAUUAUUGUUCGCAUUUAUAGUAUCUAUUGCACCUGUAGCUUAUUCAGUAGCAGAAAUUCCACCAUCCAGAAAUUGUGGUCCUUACCGAGGCUACAGUACUGUAUGGGAGUAUGUUGUAACGACUUUCAACCAAUUCCCAGACUUUUUCAGGAAGGCAAUCUUCUUAAUAGGUACUUCCACGUUCGCCGUACCAGCGUUUGCUGGUUUAUUAUUAUUGUUGUAUUAUUAUUGGGCAGUGGCAAAGGCUAAUAGACAUAUGGUGACGGUGCUGAGGAAUCAGCUAGUCCUAGAAGGGCACGACAAGCAGUUUCUGCUAGAUAAACUCGGUGAGGUUAUACGACAGCACCAACGGAAGUGCGAUAACCGACGGAACCGUCCCAGUUUGGAUGAUGACUCCUCAAGUAGACAAGGGUCUAGAUUAUCGGCCUGAAUAUUGGUGGAAUAAGGGAGGCUGGUGUUAAAUCUUUUAAAUUCUUAUGAACAGUUUUCACUAUAACUAAAUUAAAUUAUAUUGAGAAAACCUUCGCAUCGCCUUCUCUCAUUAGAGAGUGAGUCAAAAGUUGCGUUCACGACUACCUUGACAGAUGACAAUUCCUCUGAUUACCCCAUCUGGGAUAUCAGUCAGCAUAAUAUUGUAUAUAUUUAAAUUUAUUUUCAAAAUUUAAUAGACUCGAUUUUAAGUAAUCGAAAAUAGGGUUUGUUAAAUUUAUAAAAUAAAUAAUAUAUGUAAAAAAUAUGUAUUAAUUAACUAAAUUAAUUAGUUUUAAACAUAUUUAUUUGAUUAAUUGUUUACAAUUGACACAAAAUGGUCACAUGUUAUGUAAAUAUUAGUGUUAUAAUACUCGAAUUCUGUAAUUUAAUAGAAUAUCGAAUUGUAUCCAGUUAGUGUAAGAAUAAAUGUAAAAAACAUGUUACGUAUAUGAUAAUUUCACGUCAUAUGUUAAGAGCAUCAGUUUUUUACUAAUACACGUAUACAUAUAUAUGUAUUAUUUAUUUACGUAUACAUAUCUUUUUAUGUACGGCUAAUAAUCUGACAGCCCAAUGGAUUUUAAGCAAGUGUUGUACUAUGUGAGCGAUACGAUCACGUGAUGUUCGUG
Molecule: messenger RNA, 3435 nt
Organism: Achroia grisella
Lineage: Eukaryota; Metazoa; Arthropoda; Insecta; Lepidoptera; Pyralidae
Product: transmembrane channel-like protein 7
Exons: 5
Coding region: 360-2768 (802 amino acids)
Cellular component (GO): plasma membrane
Molecular function (GO): mechanosensitive monoatomic ion channel activity
Source: RefSeq, a predicted model, not a curated record